Oryzias latipes (Japanese medaka) is the source of this 4107-nucleotide messenger RNA. It is a transcript of the gene prrt4b, whose product is annotated as proline rich transmembrane protein 4b. The record is from RefSeq and is a predicted model, not a curated record. NCBI's taxonomy places the organism in Eukaryota, Metazoa, Chordata, Actinopteri, Beloniformes, Adrianichthyidae.
GGCAGCCACGCAGUGGACUGCUGAUGCAGAGAGAAAGAGAGGGUUAGAGCAAGUGGGAGGGAGGGAGAGCAGGACUCCACACAGGCAAACCAACACAAGCUCGCCUGCAGCAAACACGCUCUCUUUACUCUCCACCGGCAGAGGAUCCUUCACCUUAAUCCAAACGUCUGCAGACUGCUUUGUAGCAGCACAACCUGCCUCAGGGAGCAGAAGAAUUGAGAACAACAUGUGACUGUCCGAAUGCUACUGACGACAGCAUGCUUUGCCUUCAUCGGAUCUUGGCUCUUCUCCUUUGGUAUUUUUUACUCCUACAUAGGCGAGCAUUGACAGAUGAAGACGCCCAGUGGGGACCCACACCAUCUAUUGAAAAACCCCCUCAGAAGAAGUCAAGUAAUUCUUGGUGGAAGUUCUCCCUGCCUUUUAGCAUUCCUUUUUAUGGUAGUUCAGAGAGAAAGGACGAGGAUCCUGUCUUCACAACGACUGUCAAAGACCUGACAGAACGAAAUGGACUCUUUCAGGACAACAGCGGCUCAGGAGAUAGGAGCAUUCCUGAAGGAUCUCAUCCACCCACUACACUAGCUCAAGAGCUCCUAACCAGUGUGACAGAGAUACGAACCGAAUCACUUCCCCAAAGGACAUCGGAUUGGACACACAGAAGCACAGUGCAAAACAACAAUGAUGCUCUUGUUUCUUCCACUAGCAGCUUUAUCACAAACACUUUGUUUGCCAGCAGUCCCACCAGUAGUGACACUCCUAAACAAAAUGCCACACAUACCCACCUACCAUGGGGCACCACAAAAGAGGCUCAAACCACCAUGGAUGUCACAACAAAAAAUAUCCCAACUGAACAAAGUGUUUCUGCAGUGAAUGAUCAUUUUUCUGAGACGAGUUCUCCAACAAUGCCAUCAGAAACUACCAUUACUACUGCUCUGACAUGGCAUGCGACAACACCUGACCCAAUAGAGGUGAUGACCACACCAGCUAACAAACUAUUCCUUGGGUCAGUUGCUUCUUUUAUACCAAAGGACUCAACUGUAAGCGAUGUCCUUACCUCAGUAGAGGGAAGUGUUUCUGCAGUGGGUGAUAAUUUGUCUGAGACAGCUUCUCCAACAAUGCCAUCAAAAACUACCAUUACUACUGCUUUGACAUGGCAUGCGACAACACCUGAUCCAAUAGAGGUGAUGACCACACCAGCUAACAAACUAUCCCUUGGGUCUGUUCCUCCUUCUACACAAAAGGACUCAACCGUGAGUGAUGUCCUUCCCUCAGUAGACACCACAGUUUCAGAAACUAAAACCACCCAAAGUCAGACUGAGCUGAUCAUCUCAAAAACCAGUAUGGGGUACCAUGAAGAACAUCCUGAAAGAACCUCUGCUAUAGUUUGGAUUGAUCCUACUCAAGACCUUGAAUCUAUUGCAAUCACAACUCAGACCCACGGAGCCACAUUUCCAAUGACACAAGAGCUGCCAAGAACGGCGAGCAAGGAGGAAGAGGAAGGUGCGUCUCCUUCGGCUUCAAGUUUGGCAGAUGAAUCCACAUCAUCCACUAAGCAGCUAACAGCAUCCCUGCCGAGGAGCACAGGGAAUCCUUUGGAAACUCCUUCUACGCUUCUGUACACCGAAGAAUGGAUGUCUGCCUCCGCUAAAACAGACUUCACCUUACUUCCAGACUGCAACAAAGAGUUCUCUGGAAUCUGCAACAGUUCUUCAACCGGGAAUAUUUCCGCCUCUUUGGACAUGAAGCCCACACAGAACACCUCUGCUAUAAACCAGUCAAACAAUCCUCUUCUUAUGCCUGCUCCACCCAUGUUGGUGCCACUGUAUACGGACUGGAACAGUGCCAUGGCAGCCUGGGGUCUGGCCUGGGAGGCCCAUGUCUAUGGUACUGGGUGCGUCUUUGCAUUGUUGACCCUUGCUUCUGCACUCAAUUUGCUCUGCUUACCCCUGCGGUGUCCAUCUGGCUGCGGCUACUUUACCCUGGUUAGCCUGUUCCUCCUAGCUGCAGGCUGCAUCCGGUCAUUCUCGCUUUUGUACGAUGCAUACGGCUACCAGGACCGCAUUAGCUCCACCGAGGCCUCGCUGAUGCUCUACGAAGCGCCUUUUCCAUGUCUCACUGCAGCUUUUGGGCUGGUUUUUCUCCUCCUCUCAAUGCGUUCCAGAAUGCAGCUCUCCUAUUCAGCCUUCCAGAGACCCUGUUUUCUGGCCUGUCUGGUCGUGUUGCACUUUGCUGCUGCUUUUGGUCCAGCCACAUUGCUGAAUUUCUACCAGCAGAAGCCUCACUUGUGCCUCUUUCUGUCACUCAUCUCCCGUGGAGCUUUUGUGGCGUUGGCAACCUUUCUAUCUGCUGCCUACUUUGUUUUCUACAUCUACGUCAGGGCAGACUCGAAGCACAUCUACCACCUGAACAACACAUCUCCAACUCCUGCCGAGCGCUACAACCGCUGUCCCUUCGCCGACAGUCGGGAAUGGAACCGUGCAGCUGUCAUAGUUUGUCUUUCAGCGUUGUUUUCUUUAGCAUGUGCAGGCCUUCAGCUAUACGCAAUGCUCAACGCAAUGGGUGUUGCUGGUGGGAAGGAGGUCUUCCACCCUUGGCCUUGGUGGGCUUUUCAGUUCAGCUGCAGAGUUUGUGAGCUAGGGGUAUGCCUCACUAUAGCCUUUGUGGUUGCGCAACCCAUCUAUUGUUCCGACCAGCUUCCGGGGGCUGGUAGCUGCUGGACUGAACUCCUAGCAUCAAAGUCUCCCAUUCUUCCAGGGAGUUACCAGUGGACUUUGACCCAACAUGAGAAGCUAGCCAUCGUUGACACCGUGGGGCUUACAGAGACGGAAAGCCUUCCUCUGUACACUCUGAUGGACGAAAGGCUCGGAAGCAGCCUAAAUUGCCUGGACCUCCUCUACCACAGUAACCGGGCCUUGGCAUACCGAGACCUGGAGAUGAGUAUGAAUUUGCGGAGCUCGGAGAAACCUGAGGAUGUGGGCGGCAGGGAGCUUUCAGGUGGAUCUUCUUUUACCAGCGACUCUACCACCGACUUGCGGCCACCCUCACCCAUAAACCUGCGCCGCAGCAUAGAUGAAGCCCUCUUCAGUGAGGCCUUAUUUCCAAUGAGCCUUUUCAGCCCUGCAAGGCCUUUUCGCUGCAGCGACGUAUCUGUAAACAACCACUGGACUCUUCCAAGCAAAGACCCUCCUUCAGCUGACCCUGGUCUCUAUCGAACCUCUUCCUGCUUGGAGAUGGCCUCACAGCCACAAGGUGACGGUCCCUCCAAGUGCUCAUCCUCCUACUCUUCAUCCCCUGAACGUUGGAGAGGCAGCUCCUCCUCGUGUUCGCUCUACCGAGCCUCUCUUGGAGGCUCCUCUCUGGUCCUCUGUCCAAGCCCAGGGCGACACAGACAGCUAAUUCUCGAGAAGGAGGGCGCAAACCUCCCGACCUCCUCCGACCCACAAAGACAGUACCAAACUCUGGGGUCGGCCUCACAAGAAAGCCUAAACCCGUCAACGGCAGCGGAUCAAUCCGUGCAGGAAGAAUUCAUCAGUGUUUGCAGACAGAUCGAUGCUUCAAGCAUCUGCAGCGAGACUAUUGAUUUAUAAUGGAGGCUGAUGAAAGAUCGUUUGGAGGUUCCUGAGCGUCUCCUCUGUGUACCCAAUUAACUGGAUUUUUACAGUAUUGCAUGUCAGCUUUACAAACAUCAUGAAAGACUUGUGGCGGCCAAAACAUUUAUGUGAGGUUUGCUGAGAUAUUUGCUUGGAUAGUUGAUAUUACCAAGGAUUCAAGUGCCAAGACCGUCAAAAGCCACGAGGUCAUUUGUACAUUUUGUGUGUGAUGACGAGAAUGAGUUUGUGUUAGUGUUAUUGCUUUGCAACAUUCAUGUAGAUCGUACUGUGAUCGAGUUAAGUAAUUAAAUACUACUGAGGUUAUACAUUUCAAAAUGAAUCAUUGCACCCUUUUGGUUGAAUCAGCGGAAACCUCCCAACAUGAAGUGCUUUAAAGUUCUGCAAACAGCGACCUCUACUGGUAAAAGCACGACUUCAUAAAGGCCAUUUGUUAGGACUGGAAUUCUAAUUUAUUUAUGUUUCAUAUGAAUACAUUGUUUAAAUAAAGACUUUUAUAAUA